Messenger RNA from Bursaphelenchus okinawaensis, 2038 nucleotides. The record is from the annotation of a GenBank genome assembly. Lineage: Eukaryota; Metazoa; Nematoda; Chromadorea; Rhabditida; Aphelenchoididae.
AUGGAGACUGUUUUGUUGACAUUAUCCACUUGUACGGGUUGCCAGUUGGCUAUUGAAGGUCUGAAUAGGUAUGAAUAUGAUUAAAUUUGGGCGGGGUUUGUAAAAAUUUUUUUGGGGGUGGAUUUAAAAAAUUUUUACAUUGUUCGUUUUUCAGGCUUCACUCAGACUCUAUGGUGCUAUUUACCUUCACUACGGCGACUACAAUCACAAUAACUGGGAUAAUUAAGCGGCCAAGUGUAAUAUACGACAGACGGAUACCUAUAAAGUACGUUUUUUUUGUAAAAUACGGAAAUUUUACCUCUUGGCUGUAAAACUAUUUCUAAAUACGAAGAUUUUACCGUGUAGUCUCUAAAUAUAAUGACUUUAUAAGGUUUUAGAGCCUAUUUACCACUGGUCAUAUCAGCAUUUAUAGUCAACUUGGUCAAUAAUCAAAGCAUUUACUUUGGGAUACCUUUCCUUUACAAAUUGUCUUCAGAUCGGUAGGUUUGUUAUCUAAAAACAAUUUUUUGAAACUUUUUGGGGUUUUUUUUUCAGUUGGCAUUGGUCAAAAAAGUCUUGUCGUUUUUUAUAGCAUAAACCAAUGUAAAUUGACGCCAAGACUUUUUUGAAACUAAAAAAGAUAAUUUUUAUUGGAUUUCAAUGACAUUGCACAUUCAUUUGACAUUUUUAGGGUACACUAGUGGCAAAUGUGAUAUUAACCUAUGUGUUGACGAGGAAAGUCCACUCAAAGCUAAAAUAUUGCUCUAUUGUGGUCAUUACAAUUGGGAUUAUUAUCUUUACAUUGAGUACAAGACUGCCGAGUAAUAAGCUACAAUAUGGGUGUGCUUAUGACAGUCUUUUUUAUUUUGGUAAGGAACUUUAUCUCUACCUUUACUUUUUCUUCGCAUUACCUUACUUACCUGGCCUAGCACUAGCCUACCUUACUCUGAUUUACAUUACCGUACUCGACUUUAACUUAUCUUACCUUGCCUUACUCUACCUUAUCCUUGCUCCUUGGAUAACGUUUCUUUGACGUUAUUAUCUCUUUUUCUAUCAUAACCUACCUGCUCUACUACUAACUAUACAGGAUGGAUUACAGUACCCUCCUCUAAGCAGUACAAUAGUAAAAGUAUUGUUUUAGGUAUAGUUUUAAUGACAUUAUGUUUGUUCUUGUCCUCAUAUAUGGGUAUAUUUCAAGAAGAUUUGUUCAAAACCUACGGUCGACAUUCGGAUGAAGUCAUGUGGGGCAUGGUAAGUUAUGUUUUAUACUGUUAUAACAGAGUAAAAACUUUUUUUGUAGCGAAACCUGUACAUAGCAGGUAGUUCAAGUAAUUCUGUGCCCCCUAGCUUCGAAAAGUUUCAUUAAGAAAGGAGCACAGAAUUAAUUGAACCACCUACUAUCAUAACGUAGAAGGAUAAUAUUAUAGUUUUUCGAUGCAAAAUAAGUUAAAACCGGCCAAUUUCAGAAUGCAAUCACCCUGCCAAUGUACAUAAUGUACCACGAAAGUAUAUCAAACGCAUUCAUGGACUACUGUAACUCGAACAGUCUUGCUGUACUUGGAAUUAAGCUGCCGAUUACUGAGUUAUGGGCGGUUUUACUCGGGAUUUUGGUGUUACAGUAAGAUAUUGAUUUUAUUUUGAUAAUUUUUAUUUAUUGUGUGUAACUACUAACUCGUAUUUUACAUUUUUUUCGAAAUUUUAAAAAUUUAAAAAAUUUUAAAUUUUAAUAAUUUUUGCAAAUUGAAAUUUUUUAAGAAAAAAUGUGUCAUGAUGAUAAAAAUGUCAUUUUAAACUUAUUUUCUACACGUUUCUGACACUUCAUAACUUUAUGCUCCAAUAUUGUUAUAGGUAUACCUGCAUCAAGAACGUGUACAAACUCAACUCCAAAAUGAAUUCUCUCAACUUGACAAUGAUUCUGACUCUUCGCAAGUUCUUGAAUCUACUCUUAUCAGUGUUAAUAUUUAAGAAUCAAUUCAAUUACAUCAAUUUCAUUGGCGCUACAAUGGUUUUCAUCGGAACAUAUUUGUUUUACAGUGAAAAACGGGCCAAAACCGAGUGA